Molecule: messenger RNA, 1990 nt
Organism: Arachis duranensis
Lineage: Eukaryota; Viridiplantae; Streptophyta; Magnoliopsida; Fabales; Fabaceae
Product: probable inactive receptor kinase At2g26730
Exons: 2
Coding region: 323-1804 (493 amino acids)
Biological process (GO): protein phosphorylation
Molecular function (GO): ATP binding; protein kinase activity
Source: RefSeq, a predicted model, not a curated record
UGAAUGUCAUGCGUGAUGCGUGUGCUUCUCUUCAAGAUUCCAAGCACAUAAUCCAUGAAAAGGGUUGAAAACUACGACAGUGUAAGCCAUGGUGAACAUUACAAGAAGAAUUCACGCCAAGUUAACUUGUAGCUAGCUGGAUUCGUAAGUGAAGCUAAACAAUGUCCUAAUAAUAACACCUCUUAGUAUUCUCAAAGGGAACAUGAACACUUAGAAUAUUCCCAUUGUUAUCAUCUUCAACUACCUACAUUGUGACUCAAAUAUCCAAUCCUAAUAAUAUCUGCUUGCCUUGCACUGCUUUCAAUCUCAGUACUAUUGCAACAUGGGAUUUUCUCUUUUUGGUCUUCAACAACUUGUUACUUCUUUUGCAGUUGUUGCCACAUUAUUGAGCAUUGUUGGCACAGCACAAGAGGGUCCUAUCAAUUCUUUAAGCCGUAGAUUUAUCCAUUCCCACAUCAAUGAACAAGAAAACGAUAACAAUAAUUCUCCUAUUAUUGCUCGCGUACUGCAAGAUAAUCAAGGCAACGAUUCUCCAUCACCAGGUCACAACAAUACUCCAGCUUUGUUAUUAAUCCUGAAUGUGGUUCUUGUUCUUGCAAUCAUACUGCUCUUGAUGCUAUACUACAACACAGCAAGAAAACUGAACAAGAUGAUGAAGUUGCAGCAGCAGGAUCCCAAUAACAAAAAAUGCAUUGUUGUGAAGAAAGAGGUGGAAAAAGAGGAUAUUGAAGAGAGCAGCGGUUGGGAGAAGAAGAUAGAGAUAGGAGAAGGUACAAAGAUGAGGGUGGAGGAGAGAAAAGAACUCAUGUUCUUCAACGGCAACAAGACAAGGUUUGAGAUGGGACAACUUCUAAGGGCGUCAGCAGAGACACUGGGACAGGGAAUGAUGGGAAACAGUUACAAGGCCAUGAUGCAUGAUGGACCGACCAUUGUUGUGAAGAGGCUGAGGGACUUGAAACCUUUCAGUGAGAAGGAAUUCGAAGCACUGCUGCGUGUCAUUGCAGGGAUGCAGCACCCUAAUUUGUUGCCUUUGCUUGCUUACUACCAUUCAAGAGAUGAAAAGCUGCUUCUCUACAAAUAUGCACAGAAUGGGAACCUUUUCUCUAGGCUUCACGAUGGUAGAGAUGGAAAUCGGGUGCCAUUGAAAUGGAAUUCAAGGCUAUCAAUUGCAAAAUCCGUAGCUGGAGCAAUGGAGUACCUGCACAGUAACACCAAGAACCCUAACAUUGUCCCACACGGCAACCUCAAGACCACAAACGUGCUCAUAGACGAAAACGACGUCGCCCUCGUCUCCGACUACGGCCUCUCCGCCCUAAUAGCCCAACCUAUCGCCGUUCAGCGCAUGGUCAUUUAUAACUCACCGGAAUACGUCCAGUCAAAGCGAGUGACAGCGCAGUCCGAUGUUUGGAGCUACGGAUGCCUCCUCCUCGAGCUCUUAACCGGAAAAAUUUCUGCCUGCUCUUCUCCGCAUGGAUCGAACGGUGUUGAUCUGUGCGGUUGGGUUCAUAGAGCGGUGAGGGAGGAAUGGACGGCUGAGAUCUUUGAUAAAGAGAUCUAUAGGCAGAAGAAUGUUCAGAGUGGGAUGAUACGGAUGCUUGAGAUUGCGAUGCUUUGUACGGAGAGGUUCCCGGAGAAUCGGCCUAGGAUGAGCCAGGUUGUUAGGGAAGUUGAGAAGAUACAGGCGGUGCCGGCGGCGUCGGAGUCGGUGGAUGAGGAUGAUCUCUCUGCUGAGAGGUCUUUCACUGAUGAUUCUCUUUCUAUGUAUUCAACAAGUCACUCUGGAAUUAUUCUUGCAGAUAAUUAAGAAUGGCUAAGCAAUAAGCAUGCUUCAUUGGCAGCCGCUUUUAGACUUUAAUUAAUUCAUGUUAAAUUAAGAUGAUCCAAAAUAAAAAUGCCUAGUUAUCUUGGAAUCAAGAAGAAAUGAAAUUCGUUCAAUCAUAAUAAGUUAUACAUACAUGGCAUUUAAUUUACAGCAUGACGGCGUAGAAUA